UAUAAGAAUGAAGUCCUACGGCGGAUGCGAUUGCUUGUUGAGAGAGACUCAUGGACUACCUUGCGGUUGUGAACUUGCAGGUUAUGAAAGAAUUCCAUAUGAGUCAAUUCAUCCAUUCUGGAAGAGACUGAGUUGGGAGCAUGUACCUGAACCUGUUGCAGAUACUACCAGCAACCAUAUUUGCGGCAUGAACCAUGGAGAUAUGCAACCAGAAGUUGAGGCAUUGACACAUUAUUUCAGUUCUUUGGAUACUGGAGGGCAGAGUAUGGUAAGGAGGAAGCUUCAAGCGAUCUAUUGUCCUGAAAGCAGUUCACUUUGUACUCCUGCGGUUAAGAUAAGGUCCAAGCGCACUCUUAAGGCGAAUGAGAAAAUACCACCCAAGAAUAAAGCAAUAGGAUCCUUGACUCGUGAUCUUUCAGGUUUCGAACAUGUUGAUAGGGAGAUCAGAGAGGCAAAGAAGGUUUCACAACCACCAAAGAAGAAAAAGCAGCCGUUGCUGCAUUACUCGGACUACCAUCAGGUGAGGAAAGUUGGUCAUGGGUUAGGGCAGCGUUGA
Molecule: messenger RNA, 556 nt
Organism: Lotus japonicus
Lineage: Eukaryota; Viridiplantae; Streptophyta; Magnoliopsida; Fabales; Fabaceae
Exons: 3
Coding region: 8-556 (182 amino acids)
Source: RefSeq, a predicted model, not a curated record